Molecule: messenger RNA, 972 nt
Organism: Gracilinanus agilis (Agile Gracile Mouse Opossum)
Lineage: Eukaryota; Metazoa; Chordata; Mammalia; Didelphimorphia; Didelphidae
Gene: CARD19
Product: caspase recruitment domain family member 19
Exons: 7
Coding region: 108-710 (200 amino acids)
Biological process (GO): regulation of apoptotic process
Cellular component (GO): mitochondrion
Source: RefSeq, a predicted model, not a curated record
CCCGCCCCGCCCGUACUGGGAAGCCCGGACCGGGACUCAGACAGGAAAGUCUGCAGGGCUGGCCCGGUCCGGCUCCUGAGCCGCUGCCCCCGGGGUUCACCGCCACCAUGUCAGAUCAGACUUACUGUGACCGACUUGUCCAAGACACACCUUUUCUUACAAGCAAUGGCCGAUUGAGUGAGCAGCAAGUUGAUAAAAUUAUCCUCCAAUUAAACCGAUUUUACCCACAAAUUCUCACCAACAAAGAAGCAGAAAAGUUCCGGAACCCCAAAACAUCUCUCCGCAUACGUUUAUCCGACCUCCUGACCCACCUACAGAGGAAAGGUGAAAGAGACUGCCAAGAAUUCUACAGGGCUCUGUACAUCAAUGCCCAACAUCUGUACGGCAGCCUGCCAAGCAGGAAGGCCAUGAAAACCUCAGAUUCCACAGAACUAGACCCUGACAAGGAGAAAUAUAAUCUAAAUGACAGGGGUCCCAUGUUUUUUCUUGCUUGUUUCAGUGUGGCUGCAGGACUAGCCUUCUUGAUUUAUUACUGCUCCCCAGUCUGCAGGCAGCAAGUUUUGAAGCGCCUAGGACAGUGCCAAAGGCGUUCGAAUCCCAGAGUUUUCAGGGGAGCCAGAAGAGUGAUAGGAUUCUCUCCCAUCAUCAUUGGGAAACACGUCAGUCAUUAUUUGUUAGCCUUCUUGGAAAAAAGCUUCAGAGAACCAUGAACCAAAUGUGCUUCUCUCCAUCUUUUCUGUCUUCUCAUCUCUUGCUCUCUGAUGGAGUAUAUACAUCUACACAGCAUAUACGAAGUUCCUAUACCAAAGAUUGCCUGGCCUGGCCUUGUUUCAGCAGUGACUGUAUCAUUGCGGGUGUAUUCCAAGAGUCAGCCCUGUAUUCCCUGCUUUGUUGGUGGGAGCAGAUCAUUUAUUUUUUUAAUUGCUUAUUUUUAAAUAUUUAUAACUUCAAUAAAAAUCACUUUUAACCCAA